AUGGAGUUAAACCAUAUUCAAAAAUUGCCAAAAAAAGUUCGAAAAAAUACGGUAUUCUCUGAUGAAAAUGACGAUGAAAAUGGCAGACGACCGACGUUUGCGAAAAAGAGGAAAGAGAAAAAGGAGGUGGUGUUCUAUACGAAUUUCGAAGAAGUGCUCCAGAAGGUCAACGCAUUCGGACCCUAUCAAAUUUUUUGCUUCAUUGUCAUUCUUUAUGCGUCGAUUGAAUGGGCUGUCACCGCCCCAACCAAUGAUUCAACAUGCGAUUUUAUCAAGAAAAAUUGCCAAAGUUUGACUCCGAUUAAACAAAAUCUGGAAUUUUUCUCAAUCGUCGGACAAUUUCAAUUGAUUUGUGAUGAUAGUGAUAAGGUCGAGUAUAUUGAAGUGAUCAUGGCUGGAUCGUCGCUCAUCGGCAGCAUCAUCGGGGGUCAUAUGGGAGAUCAUUUCGGACGACAAACGAUUUUCUUCACUGGAGAACUUCUCAUCAUUAUCACCUCAAUGAUGUGUACAGCAGCUAGAUCUUGGAUAGCAUUUGCUGCGAUUCAAGGUGUCAAUUGUUUUAUUUACGGAGUCAUUGAAACGACAUCACUAACCAUGAUGGUAGAAUUCACAUCGAAUAAGUAUCGAGUGAUUAUGGUUAACGCAUUCCAAUGGCCGAUUGCUUAUAUGACAUCUGCAUUAAUCGCAUUUUUGACGAAAGGAUGGCAAGUGUAUUUUGUGUUCCUCAACUUGGUUUCUUCACCAUUGGCUAUUGGCUUCAUGUUGUUCUUAGAAUCUCCGAGAUGGUUAAUUGCGAGAAAUGAGCUCAGUCAGGCAUGUGAUGUUCUGAAUGAUAUUGCACAUCAGAGAUGGAAUAACACGAAGGCUAGAUUCACAACAAAGGACAUUUCGGCAAUUCAUAAACAGGAGAAACAGGGUUUCUAUUGGUUCUAUCAUUUGUUCAGCACCAAGCGUCUCGCCAAGCAAUCGUGCCUUCAAAUCAUUUCCGUCCUCACCUACGCCAUGGUUUCUAACACCUACCUUUUCACAGUUACAGGACUUCAUGACUCGGCCAUCAUGUUCACCUUCCUCGACGGAGUGUUCCGAUUGUUUGUUCCAAUUAUCAUUGUGAUUUUUGAUUUGAUGGUCCCAAGUUUCGGGCGUAAAAUCCAAUAUCUCGGAUCCCUAGUAAUCGAGGGAAUUCUCUUCGGUGUCAUCAUUGCUUUAGUGGCAACUGGAACAUGUACAUAUGACUCUAAACCAGUCACUAUUCUCGUUAUUAUUGCGACAAUGAUCAAUGAUUGUAUCUUCUGGAUCAAUAUUGUUCAAAUCACCACUCAACGUUAUCCUACUGUCAUCAGAUGUAUUGCUUUUGGAUUCUUGCACUCGUUUAGACACAUCGGAGCCAUCAUCGGAUUUGUGAUUUUGAAGCCUCUGCUAACUUCCAACUGGCCAACAGGAGCAUUUGUGAUACCAGAGGCAAUGAUCGUUUUAACAAUCUUCGUCGGAUUCUUCUUCCAACCAGAAACUAAAGGAAAGGCAUUAAUGGACCAGAUGGUUGAGGCAAAUUAUGGACGACUGGAGAAUGAAUUGCCGAGAGCGUUGAUGAGACUAGCCGCCGGUCAUCGUGUAGAUCAAAGUGAAAUGAGACAGCAACAUCGGAAGGAUCUGGAGAAAGCGAAGGCAGCCGAGUUGAUGGGACAAAAAGUGGAAAGUCCGUGGGUGUUCAAGGAGAAGGAUCCGAAUGAGAAGAAAGAUUGA
This is a messenger RNA of Caenorhabditis briggsae, 1740 nucleotides long. The transcript is spliced from 8 exons. NCBI's taxonomy places the organism in Eukaryota, Metazoa, Nematoda, Chromadorea, Rhabditida, Rhabditidae. Gene Ontology annotation, biological process: transmembrane transport. Bases 1 to 1740 code for a protein of 579 amino acids. The record is from RefSeq and is a predicted model, not a curated record. Gene Ontology annotation, cellular component: membrane. Gene Ontology annotation, molecular function: myo-inositol:proton symporter activity.